AUGCCUGGCGCUCCUCGACGCCGCGGCGGCGGUAGCACGCGCGACUCGCGCAAAUCCGAUCGCGACGGCGACCUCACCAUGGGCUCCUCAGCCGCAGCAACACUCAAGAACCGCGAUCGCGUGGGCAAGAGCAAACCCGCGCCCAAACCCCGCAAACCCAACAACAAAGGCGAUCUCAUAAGCGGCGGCGCCCAGCGCGCCAUCCUCCGGAAAGCUGCCGAGGGUGACAUUCCCAUGCGAGAUCCUCGUGGACUGCGUGGCGCCCUGGUCGAGCUACACAUCACGGGGUGGGAGAAGAGCAAGGCGGCCAACGAUGCGGAUGGCGGGAAAAGCUCCCUCAUCAAGUGGCUGGAGAAGAAGGGCAGCCUGAGACUAGGCUCGCGCGGAAAGGAAGUCAAGGUGAAAAAGUCACGAACCGAAGCCAACAACGUCCUGGUCAUCAGCGUGCUGGAGGGAGAUGUGCCCGCGCUCAUUCGAAUGGACGGAUAUGGAUGGGCCGGAACGACCGUGGCCAUCAAGCGCGCGGGAGGAGCUGCAGCAGAGGGAGGGAAGGAGAUGUCAUCUCAGGCCAGCCAGACCAAGGCCAUGCUUCGCGGAGUCCUCGAGCGGAGAUACAACCCCGAGCUCAAGUUCCUGGAUCUCUCUGCGCUUGGACAGGAUGAAGAGCUCAAAUCACAGGAGAUCUUCAACAAAAAGUCCACCGCUAGCAAGUUCUUCCCGGCAAUGAUGGCCGUGCUCUCCGGAGUAUUCGACACUCCCGCGGAGCUCCAGACCGCAAUCAUCAGCGUGUCACUCGCCAACAACGAGCUCACCGAAGUCAGCACUGUCUCUACCCUCUCAGAGACACUGCCAAAGCUGCAGAAUCUUGAUCUCUCCGGUAACAAGCUGGAGAACCUUGCCACCCUGCAUAUCUGGCGAAAACGUUUCUACCAGCUGCAACACCUUGUCGUCACCGGUAACCCGCUCGAGCAGAACGAGCCUAACUACGCCGCGGAAUUCCUGAAAUGGUACCCGAACCUUCGCAUGUUGAACAGUGUCCAGGUACGAUCGGAAGAGGAGGUCGCCAAUAAGAACCAGAACAUCGCAUUYCCUCCCCGCAGUCCGGUGUUCCUCGAUGAAGGUGGCAUCGCUGAAGGAUUUGUUCGAAAUUGGUUCCUUGGCUUCGAUACCGAUCGUAAAGCACUGGCCGCCAUGUACUACGACGACACCUCCGACUUCUCAUACGCGCUGAACACCGCCGCACCUCGCGAUCCCGCCGCCACACAGCGAACAGAGAAGCAGGAAUGGGACCAGUACAUCUCGAACAGCCGAAAUCUUAAGAAGAUUACCCAGCUUCCUGCACGACAGAAGCGCGCAUUCCGAGGUACUCAGGCCGUCGCGGAUAUGUUUGCCUCUCUUCCCGCCACCAAGCACGCGGACCUGGCAACUGAGGCGGGCAAAUGGCUCAUUGAGGCCUCUGCACAGCCCGGAUUGCCCGACAUCACCGGCCACAGCCCAAGCGGCGUUGAUGGCUUUAACAUCACCGUCCACACAGAAUACGACGAGAUUGACCCAAGCAAUGGUCAAGUCGGCAAGAAGCGCAGCUGCGAUCACCUGUUCAUCAUCGGUCCAGGAGGCCCAACCGGUGUACGCAUUGUCAGCCACAUGUUCACCGUUCGAGCAUAUGGUGGCACCCAGGCGUUUGCGAUCACCGCUCCACCACCCGGUCCACCAUCGCCGCCGCCCGCUGUUGCUGCUGCCCCGCUAGAACCGCCAGCACAGCUCCCUGUCGGUCUCACCCUGGAGAUCGCUGAGCAGAUGGUCGUUGAACUGACCAACCGGACGAAGAUGACCUUGGAAUACUCGAAGAACUGCUUGGAGCAGACAACAUGGAAUUUUGAUGCCGCUUUGGCCGCAUUUGAGAACGUAAAGGCCAGCUUACCAGCUGAUGCCUUUGUUGCUGCAUAA
Molecule: messenger RNA, 1947 nt
Organism: Ramularia collo-cygni
Lineage: Eukaryota; Fungi; Ascomycota; Dothideomycetes; Mycosphaerellales; Mycosphaerellaceae
Product: related to mRNA export factor MEX67
Exons: 2
Coding region: 1-1947 (648 amino acids)
Biological process (GO): poly(A)+ mRNA export from nucleus
Cellular component (GO): nucleus
Molecular function (GO): RNA binding; protein binding
Source: RefSeq, a predicted model, not a curated record